Messenger RNA from Galeopterus variegatus (Sunda flying lemur), 1356 nucleotides. It is a transcript of the gene TUBB1, whose product is annotated as tubulin, beta 1 class VI. Gene Ontology annotation, molecular function: structural constituent of cytoskeleton; GTP binding; GTPase activity. NCBI's taxonomy places the organism in Eukaryota, Metazoa, Chordata, Mammalia, Dermoptera, Cynocephalidae. The record is from RefSeq and is a predicted model, not a curated record. Gene Ontology annotation, biological process: mitotic cell cycle; microtubule cytoskeleton organization. The coding region runs from base 1 to 1356 and encodes 451 amino acids. Gene Ontology annotation, cellular component: microtubule; cytoplasm. The transcript has 4 exons.
AUGCGUGAGAUCGUGCACAUUCAGAUCGGCCAGUGUGGCAACCAGAUCGGAGCUAAGUUCUGGGAGGUGAUUGGCGAGGAACAUGGGAUCGACUCAGCUGGGAGCGACCGUGGGGCCUCAGCCCUGCAGCUGGAGAGAAUCAGUGUGUACUACAACGAAGCCUACGGUAAGAAAUAUGUGCCCCGAGCAGUCCUGGUGGACCUGGAACCUGGGACGAUGGACAGCAUCCGAUCUAGCAAAUUAGGAGCCCUCUUUCAACCAGACAGUUUUGUCUACGGUAACUCUGGGGCUGGCAACAACUGGGCCAAGGGCCACUACACCGAGGGGGCCGAGCUGCUGGAGCCGGUGCUGGAGCGGGUGCGGCAGGAGGGCGAGCGCUGCGACUGCCUGCAGGGCUUCCAGGUGGUGCACUCGCUGGGCGGGGGCACGGGCUCCGGGAUGGGCACGCUGCUCAUGAACAGGAUCAGGGAGGAGUACUCGGACCGCAUCGUGAACUCCUUCAGCGUCAUGCCGUCCCCCAAGGUGUCGGACACGGUGGUGGAGCCCUACAAUGCCGUCCUGUCCCUCCACCAGCUCACCGAGAACGCCGACGCCUGCUUCUGCAUCGACAACGAGGCCCUCUACGACAUCUGCUUCCGCACCCUCAAGCUAACGACGCCCGCCUACAGGGACCUCAACCACCUGGUGUCCCUGACCAUGAGCGGCGUCACCACCUCGCUGCGCUUCCCGGGCCAGCUCAACGCGGACCUGCGCAAGCUGGCGGUGAACAUGGUGCCCUUCCCGCGCCUGCACUUCUUCCUGCCCGGCUUCGCGCCGCUCACGGCCCACGGCAGCCAGCAGUACCGUGCCCUCUCGGUGGCCGAGCUCACCCAGCAGAUGUUCGAUGCCCGCAACACCAUGGCAGCCUGCGACCCGCGCCGCGGCCGGUACCUGACGGUGGCCUGCAUCUUCCGGGGGAAGAUGUCCACCAAGGAAGUGGACCAGCAGAUGCUGUCCGUGCAGACCAGGAACAGCAGCUGCUUCGUGGAGUGGAUUCCCAACAACGUCAAGGUGGCCGUCUGUGACAUCCCUCCCCGGGGGCUGAACAUGGCUGCCACCUUCCUAGGCAACAACACAGCCAUCCAGGAGCUCUUCAGCAGGGUGUCUGGGCACUUCUCCGCCAUGUUCAGAAGGAAGGCUUUCGUGCACUGGUACACGAGUGAAGGUAUGGACAUAAGUGAAUUCGGGGAAGCUGAAAGUAAUAUUCAUGACUUGGUAUCCGAGUACCAACAAUUCCAAGAUGCCAAAGCAGUUCUAGAGGAAAAUGACGAGGUCAUGGAGGGGGCAGAAGUGGAACCCGAAGAUAAGAAAUGCUAA